Anopheles stephensi (Asian malaria mosquito) is the source of this 781-nucleotide messenger RNA. Its product is annotated as hypertrehalosaemic prohormone-like. Lineage: Eukaryota; Metazoa; Arthropoda; Insecta; Diptera; Culicidae. The record is from RefSeq and is a predicted model, not a curated record. The transcript is spliced from 3 exons. Gene Ontology annotation, cellular component: extracellular region. Gene Ontology annotation, molecular function: hormone activity. Bases 184 to 426 code for a protein of 80 amino acids.
AUUCAGACACGCCGCAUCAUUCAAUCGGAACACGUUACCGCAAGCACAGCCACGCAGCCAUUCAAUCCGAGCGCCCACCACCACCGGGGUACACCGAGCGUCCAGUUGCAGCGCGGGCAAGCAAACAUUAAAAAGCAAAUAACAAAAUUCUAAUUAAUCUACCGCCGAGAUCUCGCAAACGAUAUGGAUACCGUGAAGCUGUUGGGCGUCCUUCUGAUUUGCGCCUCUUUGAUGUUCAUCUGCGAAGCACAGCUGACCUUCACGCCGGCCUGGGGCAAGCGUUCGCCAGGCGCGAUGGGAAUUAAUCCGCUCGGCAGUAGCUUCGGGCAGCAGGACGCGUGCAAAACACCGGUUGACUCGCUGCUCGUCAUCUACCGAAUGAUUCAGGCCGAAGCUCAGAAGAUUGUUGACUGCAGCCAGAAGUAGACGGUUCCACCAUGCAGUUACGUCGCGGUUGAAGGGGAUGCGAUUGUGUCCCAUCUUACACGGUUCCGGAUUCCUCUUGCCACUCCAAUUUCGUUGUUCGAAUACGACAACGAAAGGCUCACCAUCACCGGCAGUUUUCUGGCAGGAAGGAUGCAGAUUUUCCUUAUCCCUUCGAUUCGAUUCGUUCGGUCAAGAAACCAUCUCUUGUACGAAGGACUUCACCAUCAGUUCAGCCUUUGAUGUUACGAAUGUAAAUAGAGGUCGUCUCGCGUGCUGCUCCAUCACCGGCGCGGAAGGAUUCAAUGUGACAAAACCACCACCAACAACAAAAUAAACAAUAUGGCAUAAGUUAUAA